GCAUGAACAGUUACUGAUUCUAAAAUCAUUGUUGAUAUGCAGCCUUUAAUGUGUAGGAGGUCAAAAUGAUAAUUUUAAAAUUUUUUAUAGUAGUGCUAAUUUUAAUAAAAAUUUAUUAUGUGGCUAAAAAGCGUUGGUGUACAAGUAAAGUUUGCCUCAAUGGAAAAACGGUUUUAGUAACGGGAGCUAAUACAGGAAUUGGUUAUGAAACUGCCCUAGAAUUUGCCAAAAGAGGAGCUAGAGUGAUUCUAGCAUGUAGAGAUUUAAAAAAAGCAGCUGAAGCUAAAGAUAAAAUAAUUUCACUAACCGAAAACAAAAAUGUUGUAGUCAAGGAACUGAAUCUUGCAUCACUAAAAUCUGUAAAAAAAAUUGCACUCGAUAUAAUAGAAAAUGAAGAGAGAUUAGAUAUUUUGGUAAAUAAUGCUGGUGUUGGAGCUAUUAAUAAUAAAAUGACUGAAGAUGGUUUGCAGAUUCAAAUGCAGAUAAAUUAUUUCGCUCCUGUAUUGCUUACAAUUUACCUCGUCGAUUUAUUGCGGAGGACGGGUAACAGCAGAAUAAUAAAUGUAUCAUCAUGUUUAGCUUACUUUGCAAACGUAACAGCCGACACUAUAAAUAAAUAUGGCGAAAGCCCUGUCAAAACGUACAGUAACAGUAAGCUGGGUAAUAUCAUUUUCACCAGAAAAUUAGCAAGUCUCUUGAAAGGAUCAACAGUCAGUGUUUAUUCCCUACAUCCUGGAGAAAUACAAACUGAUAUCUUCAGGCAUUUUAAAGGCUGGCAUAAGUUCGUUUUAUUUAUUGUAAAGACCUCUUAUUUUAAGACUCCUGAAGAAGGUGCUCAAACUACCCUUUACACUGCUCUGGAGCAGGGCUUAGAAAAAUAUUCUGGACAUUUUUUUAUAGAAUGUCAGAAAAGGCCGUUCUACAAAACAGCAACUGAUGAUUCUUUAAAUGAAGAAGUGUGGCAAGCGACUGUAAAACUGCUUGAUUGUGAGAAAGAAGUUGAGAAACUAUUUCCAAAAAUCUCAUAA
This is a messenger RNA of Psylliodes chrysocephalus, 1028 nucleotides long. NCBI's taxonomy places the organism in Eukaryota, Metazoa, Arthropoda, Insecta, Coleoptera, Chrysomelidae. The record is from the annotation of a GenBank genome assembly.